Moneuplotes crassus is the source of this 2391-nucleotide messenger RNA. The record is from the annotation of a GenBank genome assembly. Lineage: Eukaryota; Ciliophora; Spirotrichea; Euplotida; Euplotidae.
AUGUCCACUGGCUUCGAAGCUGCCCCUCGCGUUGUUGACAGCAGGUCCAAAUAUAGAGAUGAAGAAGACGACGAACGCCUCGCUCUCAACAUCAUGUACGACAAACGAGUGUUCAGAGGUAACACCCACAACAUGAACAUGAUUACGAAGAACCUGACUCCGGCCCAGCAAGAAGAACUCAGGGUCCAGGAGGAGAGAGGCAAGAAGAAGGUCGAAAUGAUCAAGCGCCAACUCAUCGAGUUCAAGAAGAAGAAGAACAAAGGCGAGGAAACCCUCUACGACCUCAGGCCGGGACCUCCUGCACGAAUCGAGGUCGACCUGAGAUACUUCCUCACUGAACAGGGCAAAGACCUGGGGCCUGACAAUCGGAAUGUUGUCGCUCAGACUGAUGCGUUCAUGCCGAAGCCUCCAACUCCAAAGUAUGUACCGAAAAAGACUGGGAUUGACGCGGAGACCCAGGUUGGAGACUACGAUCUGUUCUACUACGAUGAUGCUGUCCUUCCCAUCCUAAACGUAGUAGUCGAUAAAACUCUUGAGACCGCACUACUAGAAGUAGAGGAAGAGGCUGAAUUAAAAGCUAUUGAUAAAUACAAGAAGGAAUGUGAAAGAAAGACCACCAAAUCAAAGAAUGAAUGGAAGAAAGAAAUCAAAGAAGAAAGAGGCAGACUUAGGCAAAAGAAUGAACUCCUCGAAGUACAAAGGAGGAAAAAGAAAAUGAUGGUAGAAACCACAUUUAAAUUACAACGUUUGAAUAUUGCUAAAGCUUACCUCCAGAAUUGAUUCAAGAACUCUCUGCAGUAUCUCAACGACUCUAAAUAUUGGAGGGAUACCUUCCAGGAUCAGCUCAAGUCUGAUUAUAAAGAACACUUGUUAUCAGGUAUAUCCGACCUCCUAUUCAAAGACUCUGUUGGCAAGGAAGUUUGCAAUACGUUGUGAGAUGCCAAAUUUGAUGAGUAUGCUAGUAUCAGCGGUCCUAUUAGAGACAAGCAUCACAAAGAACUUGCUGAGAAAACAACUAAAAUGAGAAUGAUCGAGAAUCCACAUAAAAGAAUUGUUAGCUUCAUGUUCACUAAUCCUUUCCCGAUCAGGCUCAACGAAUUCUCUUUAAGACUCAGGAAGUUCUUUGAUAAUAAACUUGAUGAAUAUGUCAGCGGGGUCAACGAGAAGGUUAAUAGCUACAUUGACAAAAUUAAGAACGAUGAGUUAGAUGAUGAAGAAGAGGAGAAAACUCCGUUCCCAAUUACCUUCUCAGAAAGUCCUCAUUUCACUGUUGAUAUUAGCUCUAUUGAAAGAAUCGCACUGGCUACGGCUGACGAUCCUUUCUUCAAGUUAGCUCCUAGCCAUCAGAAAUAUUUCCCUCAGAUGAUAAUCUAUAAUUCUAAGGGAGAAAUUAUAGAAAUUUUGGAUGAGACAAAGCUCGGAGUAGAAACCAUAACAAAAGGAGCCUAUAAUCCAGACUGAAGAGAUGCAAAGCUCAAGCUCAACGAUGAUAGAAGGGUCACUUUGAGUCUCCUGACUCAAAAAGAUGUCCAGAUGGUCGCCUUUGUCAUCAGGAGCAAGGAUCUCUCCUCGAAUCCUGAAGUAAAAGAGAAAGAAUUUGAGAGAGCACAUUUCAGACUUCUUGAUGAUUCCACAAACCAGACUUUGGACACCUCACUUAUCAAAGAUAUGCAGAUAACCCUUCCUACCAAAGAAGGUGAGGGCGAUGACGAAGAUGCUCAACAACCAGAACCUGAAGAUGACGAGGAUGAGGAAAAGAAGGGGCCUCAGCCUCAAAAUGUCAUCAUGCUUGGUCGCGCAUUCUUGGACAACAAGAAAUGGAUUUACGAGCAGUACAAUUACAUGUUCAAGGAGGACACCCAUCCUGAAUUCUUCGAGGCAAUCGGUAAAAUUGAGGCAGAAUCCCGUGAAUUUCACCAGAACAUUGAGAAGAAAAUUAAAGAAGAAGAAUCCAUUCUAAAAGAGUCCAAAGAAGCAGCAGCACAGGCAGCUGCGGCUAAAGCUGCCAAGGAAGAAAAGACAAUCCUUGAGAAAGAAGAAGUCGACAUUGACCAUAUGCCUGGAUUUAAGACCGUACUUGACGGAGUCUACCCAACCAUCUUUGGUCCAAUCACUCUUGAACUUAGAGAAGAUAAGUGGAACUUUGAGAAAACUGAGAAGCUUAUCCAUCAAAAGAUGAAUAAGAUCGGCAUCAAAGAGAUCAAAGACUGAAAGCAUGGCUUUGAGUUUAGGGUCAAUGGAAGAGUCAGGCCUAUCUCUAGAAAGAAUUUACUUAAAUAUUCCAGGAAUGUCCAGAAUCUCGAAAUUUUGCCAGUCAUCCCUCCAGAAAAAGUCAUCGAGGAGACCAAAGAGGCUGAAGGCGAGGGAGAAGGAGAAGCUGAAGGAGAAUAA